UCUACUAAGCCACACACAGUGCUCAAAUAAUGUAGGAGAGUGCAAAAGUUCUAGGUACUUUUGAUGGUUAGCUUCUUAUCCAUCAUGCAGUGCCAUCGGGGAGGCAUCUGAUUUCCCCCACAUUCUCUCUGUAGCAUAACAGCAACAUCACAGAGACAGUCUGGGAUUAAAUAAGAGCACAGAUCAGCUGAGAUGGUUAUUCAUGCCAUUAUUACUGAAAGAGUCCUCUCUUCACUUUUUACUUUAACUUUAUAAAGCUUUUCAGUGUAAUUUCCAUACUUUCUUUGUUUGUUGCAUCUCUUUAAAUCGUGAUGUGAACUUCCCCUCUAGGGUUUUUUUUUUUUUUUACAUUUCAAAGCCUAAACACUCCAACUAUUUGGACUCUGUCCUUGAGUGCUUUUAUUUUGAAGGCGAGUGUAACAUCCGGUUUCCGUACAUAAACUUGAGAGAGCUCGAUGACUUGAUGUAGUUCAUUGCCAGUGUAAAACUCCUGCUCCAGUGGCACUCCGGCGCUGUCAGGUGAGAGCACCGCUGAGAGUGGAGCUUCACUGACGCAGGAAAUCGCUCUUGUAAAGACGGGAUUCACGUUUCGGGACUGUUGGACAAAUUUCAACGACACUCCGACACUUUUUUCAAAGCGAGAGCUCCCACGGGCUCUCCAGAAUGUUCCCUUUGAGGAAAGUAUCUUAUAGGUAGCAAUCAAUCACAGUGGACUGUGACGUGGAGAUGGUCACGUGGGCUGCUUUGCUGACAGUAUGCAUAUGGAUACAAACACGAGUUGCCUCAGGACAGCACGCAUGUCCUCCUGCUCCUCACGGAGAGGUGGAUUUCACUGUAAAUUACUCCCUCCCCUACUUCCAAUCGGAGAAUCCCAUACAGAACAUAGAGGUGCACUGGGGAACGCAUCAGCCAGAUGUGUACGUUGGAUGCCAGAAUGUAAUAGUGGCAGUCAACUAUACAAUGCAGAAAGUAUGGGAAGUGAGAACUGGACCUGUUGGCAGUCCAGAAUGUGAAACCUGUCAGGCAUGCCACAUAGAAACAGAUCCAGGGGAUCCAGUGAAUACAGACAACGAGGUUCUGCUUUUGGAUCCUGCUGGAUUUCUUUUACCAUACUUGUACAUUUGUGGGAGCACUCAGCAUGGGAUCUGUUACUUCAUUAAUAUUGAAUCUCAACAGCAUGAGCCUCAGUGUUUAUACAAAAAAGAGGACAACUUUCCAUCCUACUGUCGUGACUGUCUGGCCAGCCCACUCGGCACUAAAGUCACCAUCAUUGAAGAUGGAGCCACAUCAUACUUCUUUGUAGCAUCCUCUGUCAAUGAGAAAGUGGCGCAUACGUAUCCCAGGAGGUCGAUAUCGGUGGUGAGGCCACUCUCAACUGAAGAUGGCUUUCAUAUGGUCAUGAAGGGCCUGACAGUGCUCCCCAGUCUCCAGAACUCUUACAAGAUUAAUUACAUCUACAGCUUCUCUACCAAGGACUUCGUCUACUUCGUCUCCCUGCAGAGGGAAGAUCCCUUCAAGAGCAAUUCAGCUUUUCAGACCCGUCUGGGACGGCUGCCGAUAUCCAUCCCUGAGGUGUGGAUGUACAGAGAGGUGGUCCUGGAGUGCCGCUUCGAACCAAAACGCAGGAGGAGAAGGAGUGAUGGAUUCAUCAGGGACACUGUGUAUAACGGGCUUCAGGCGGCCUACUUUGGGCAAGCAGGGAAGAACUUGGCUGCCGAGCUGGGGGUGGACAAGAGAGAGGAUAUUCUGUAUGGGGUGUUUGCUGAGGUGGAUGAGAACGGUCAACCUCAAAAAAACUCAGCCCUGUGUGCCUUCCCUUUGAGUAACGUAAACCAUGCAAUUGACAAAGGCGUGGAGGCCUGCUGUAAGUCAGGGACAGAGCAGCUGUCCAGAGGUCUCUGCCACUUCCAGCCAUGUGAGAGCUGCCCACAUGAAAACUCUGAAGGUAAUGACACAUGCAGCACCAUGCCCACCCUGGUGUCAGCACCGCACUACAGAGUUGACCUCUUCAAUAGCAAGAUGAGCAAUGUCCUGCUCACUGCUGUACUGGUCACCACUAUUGGGGAUUACACACUGGGCCACUUUGGUACCUCAGAUGGCAGGAUACUGCAGGUGAUUCUUACCACGCACGAGCUCAAGGUUUUUGCCAACUACUCUCUGGGAGAGACCGCAGUAUCCAGGACAGCAGCUGUGUACUCCCAGGAUUCACUUCUCUUUGUAGUUGGCAAUAAGAUGUUCAGGGUGCCCUCUGCGGGUCCAGGGUGCGCACAUUUCAGGACAUGCUCCAAGUGUUUGACGGCUCCACGCUUCAUGAACUGCGGCUGGUGUUCAGAAAUCUGCUCGAGGCAGGAUGAGUGUACCUCGCAGUGGAACAAAGACUCCUGUGCACCUGUCAUAACAGAGUUCUUCCCGAAAAUGGCACCUGCUGGCGGUGAGACGGAGCUGACGUUGUGCGGCUGGGAUUUCCAGUCCCCUCAGCGACCAGCCAUCAUCAGCGGCAAGACCCACAUUGUCACGGUGGGCACCGGGAACGUGUGCGUUGUCCUGCCUGGGAAGAGCAGUAGUAAAGUGCUAGUGUGCAAGAUUCAGGAAAAAAGACCAAACCAGAACCUUAGCAUCAUUUUGGAAGUGCACGAGGGGAAAGUGGAAGGCCACUACUCAAUCGAAGGCACGGCUCAGAUGCCUGGCUUCUCUUUUGUGGAGCCUAGCAUAACAGAAAUCAGGCCUGACAAUGGGCCUGUGUUUGGAGGAACAACAGUCACACUGACGGGCAGGUAUCUGAACUCUGGGAUACAGCGAGACGUCUUCUUCGAUAACAAAAAGUGUACCGUUCAAAGUGCUCCUGAAGGAAAUGAGACUUUAUCCUCAAUCGUCUGCCAAACAGCAGCUGCAGCAGGCGUUGGGAAGGUCCCAGUGAAAGUCACCAUUGACGGCUUCAAAGUGAUUGCCAAUAAGAUGUUCUCUUACAAGAAAAACCCCGUUAUAACCUCUGUGCUUCCUCGUUGCAGUUUCAGCAGUGGCUCCAAGCUGGUGAUAGAAGGUCAGAAUCUUGACUCUGCCCACAAAACUGUGCUUCAGUACACUUCCAAAAAUCCCCUCAUGCCAUCUCUUCAACAAGUCUGCAACGGCACAGCAAAUGCCACGCACAUGGAAUGCUGGGCCCCUGCUUUUCAAGAGGAAAUGCCAGAGGAGAAGUCUGACAUCGGAGUGAUCUCUAUUCACAUGGAUGGACAAAAAGACCUCUGGGAGAAACGUUUUGAUUACCACCCUGAUGCCAAAGUCAUUCCCUUUGAAAAUGAUGACAAAGAAUUACUUCUAAAGCCAGGAGAGACAGAAGUCUCACUGCAUCAUAACAAACUGAAUACAGUAAGCAAAUGUAUGAAGAUCAAGAUGACCAUUGGCGGUGUGGACUGCAACGUUCAGGUUCUGCUAAAUGAGCUGACGUGCAGGAUUCCUAAAGGCCUGGUUGUCCCCAGUGAGGGAUCACCUGUCAAGGUGUUUGUGAACGGGGAAGAAUUUGACGUUGGUACUGUAGUGUAUUACGACAACAAGACUGCGAUUGCAGGCAUUGUGCUGGGCAUCAUUGCUGCACUGGUAUUAGGUGCUACCCUUGCAUUGGUUGUAAUGAUCCAUUUAAGGAAGAAAAAGAGAGCCAGCAUAGAGAACCGUUUAUCAACAAUGAUUUCACGGAACCGCAUGAGCAGCAACCCUGAUUUCUCACCAACAGGUGACUACAGGCGAGUGGAUCUGUCCAGUCAAACAUCAGGAUCAGGAGGAAUGGCCUUCCAAGGUUUAUUAUAUGCUGCCAGCUAUGAUCAUCUGGCCAUUCCUUUAGUGCCACGGGACAAUAUCUCAGUGGUCAGCCUGAGCUCUGAUCUCCUUGAAGAGGUCAAAGAUGUGCUGAUCCCUGCAGAGAUGCUCAGAAUUGAGGAUAGUCAGAUAAUUGGCAAAGGUCACUUUGGGACAGUUUAUCAUGGAUACCUGAUAGACAGCAAUAAGCAGGAGACCCACUGUGCUGUUAAAUCACUGAACAGGAUCACAGAUCUGGGGGAGGUGGACCAGUUCCUCAGAGAAGGCAUCAUCAUGAAAGGUUUCCACCACCCAAACAUACUGUCUCUGCUGGGCAUCAUGCUGCCCAAAGAAGGGCUCCCUCUGGUGGUGCUACCAUAUAUGAAGCAUGGGGACGUGCGUCAUUUCAUUCGUUCUGAGAAAAGGAACCCGACAGUGAAAGACCUGAUUGGCUUUGGGCUUCAGGUUGCCAAGGGGAUGGAGUAUUUAGCCCAGAAGAAAUUUGUCCACAGAGACCUGGCUGCACGUAACUGCAUGCUGGAUGAAACCUUCACAGUAAAGGUGGCUGAUUUCGGCAUGGCGAGGGACAUCUAUGACAAGGAGUACUACAGCGUCCAAGACCACAAACGGGCAAAGCUGCCGGUGAAGUGGAUGGCCAUUGAAAGCCUGCAAACACAGAAGUUCACGACCAAGUCUGAUGUGUGGUCAUAUGGCAUCUUAAUGUGGGAACUGUUGACCAGAGGUGCCAACCCCUAUCCAGAUGUGGACCCCUAUGACAUCACGCACUACUUGUUAAAGGGACGUCGGCUUGCACAGCCCCAGUUUUGCCCCGACACUCUCUAUUCAAUCAUGCUGACAUGUUGGGACCCAGAGCCUGAGUGCAGACCUAGCUUCCACAGCCUGGUUUCAGAAGUGCAACACAUCCUGUCCUGUCUGGAAGGAGAGCACUACAUCAGUCUGAAGGUUACCUACGUCAACUUAGACCAGCCAAGGCCUUACCCCUCACUGACUGGAUCUGCAGAUGAGGCCGAGGCCUCAGACUUGGACGCAGAUUGUCACGCUGCCAGCUGAGUGCCUCUGAGUCCUAAGACUCUCUGACAGGAGCAGGAUCUGGAUCCAAGUUGGAAAGCAUUACAAGAUGAGGGACAGCUUGCCUCGUUAUGUAGAUUGUCAAUCAUGUCCAUGAACCUGAGGAAAUGAGGUCUGGCUACUGAUUUAAGAUGCUGUACGUACCACAGACUCUUACUGGACCUGAGACAAAAUCAUGCUGAAGUUCCACGCCCUUGCUGCUACAUUUUAUUUGUAGCAAAACAGAGACCACAUGUAGAUGGAAGUAAAUUUUUUUUUUUUUUUUUUAACAUCGGAAGCAUAAGUGUGAAUGAGACGAAGUGAAUGUAACAUACUUUUGUUCUCAAUGUAUAGAAAAGGAUGUCAGCAUACAUGAGGAUAUUUUAUAUAUGUCUCUAAGUCAGCGCAUUAGACAUGGAGCCCAUGAAUGCUGGCUUGUGCUCAGGGGUGAACUUUUUUACUUUUUUCCAAACAUUUUUAUCACCACAUGGGAACAAAACGUAGAUUAUAUUCCUUCAUAAAGGUUGUAGAAUGUAAACUUAAUACAAGGGUACGUUUAAAUGCAGAAUAGCUCCACUGACACAGCUCUGCACCUACUGAAUUAUACAGCAAGCUUUAUGUGCUGCAGAUAUCAACUGUACCUGUCAUUGUCACUAGAGGGCAACCAACACCUCCUUCUACUGGAGUUGCCUGCUGCAGUUACGCUCUGCACUACAGCAGUCAGCUCAACACAAGGUGUUACACAAACAGUACAACUCUAUCUGUCGAAUGAACAUGACAAAUUCAAUCUUUCAAUUCAAUCAACACAGCACAACAUGUGGCACAUUUUGGGGGGUUUCUUUGUUUGUUUGUUUUUGCAUGUAAUUAAAAUGAUCUCCACAGCAAACUAGACAAUCAAAGGCAUUUUAGAAUGUAUGCACUGAUUUUUUUAUUUUUUAUUUUUUGACAUUAAGUAUGGUUUAACUAAAGAAAUAGUUUAUGUUGACCAGCAAUCUUUAUACCAAGGACAAUGACUUUGGUCUUGAUAUACUUGAUUUUUGUUAUUGCUGCAUUUCUUUUCUUUCUUUCAAGAUUGAACUGUGCUCUGGGUUGCACUGUAAACAGUGUGUUUUGUACAUGAACACAGUUUAUUGCACAUACUUGUCUCUAAAAUGUGUCAACAAAUGAAAUGUCUCCCUAAUUUUCUUACCUCAUCCCCACUAACACAAAAUCCUGCUGCAGAUGGGCAAUCAAGACAGUUCCACCUAAAAAAAGGACCACUUCAUUCUAAACUAUUUUAUCUAGUAUUCUACAAAAAUUGCAGAUAACAACAGCAAGAGAAAGCACAUGAGUCCCUCAUGAAAGUGUCUUAUCAAAGCCACUGAAGAAAAAAAGGACUGUGAGUACAAUGACACAGGUCUGAGGCAGCUCAGCUCUUGUUCUCUGCCAGGUGGAAGAGAGGAAAAACACACACUGUUAGAGGUCUGACUUAUGUCAGCUCAACCAGAGUGAAAACUGCAUGCUUCUGCCUAAUCUGUGUAUCUAGCAUUUGUAAUACGCUCUAUGAAUAAUUUAUGUAUCUAAAAAAAGAUUUUUUUAAUCCCUUGCCUUCAGGUACAAGGUGGCGGUAAUAAUGACAAGCUCUGGUUGUGUUCAGGUAGAGGUUCAGGAUUUGAAAAUGAGGUGAUGCUUCCAGCUGAGCUGACUGAGCAGAAAGCCAAACUGAUAGACUGAACAAUUGUCACGCAAGAGAUUUAUUAAAGACAUGCAGAAGCAAACAUAUGAUGCAACACGCCCAGAUGGUGACUGGUCAGUUGAAGAUCUGAAUACUGAUCUUUUUAAAGGGUAUUUACUUACUGAGAGCUUUAGCAAUCAUUGCAUUUACAAGACAAGGGGUUAGAAUCCGCCCUGUAGACAGCACUACUCCAGCUGGACAAUUUCAGUAGAAGAACAGAAGCGAUAGAAAUAGAAGCAAAACAAAAAAUAAUAUGGUGUUGCUUUCCACAGCUGGACACAACUCUUGCCCAGCAAUGUUUCUUCUAGACUCAAACAGCUCUUAAAGCUAAUUUUGGCUAUUUAGCGAUGGCAACAACCUACAUAUAGCACCUUUUAAAAGCAAGUGUUGGACCAAGUUUUCUGUACUCUUCAUAGUGUCACCUUGUAAAGACAUCAUGAUUAAUUUGCCAGUGCAGCCUCUGGGAUUGAAUGGAUGCCAUUGGCAUUUAGAAUAAAAUUUGGCAUGAAACAAGAACACUAGUCUCACAUAGCCAGACCUAUCUCCACAAUUUGAGAUGAAAGAAGAAAGAUUGGCAUCAGCUUUGAGAAUGAAAAAGUCUUGAAAAAAAUAGAAAAAUAGCACAGUGGCAACAAUUCUUCAUUUUCCCCAUUUUGUUAUGAUUUUAUCAUUUUUUUGGCAGUGUUUCUUUUUUCAGUUCAGGUUUUGAUUUCAACACAGAAAACAAAUGCUGUACUGGAUGACUUCCAGGUUUGACCCUGUAAACAGUCUAUCUAUCUAUCUAUCUAUCUAUCUAUCUAUCUAUCUAUCUAUCUAUCUAUCUAUCUAUCUAUCUAUCUAUCAGCUAUGUGUAGAUUAUCAAGUGUGCUGGCAAGCAUCAGGUGAAACACUGUUAACUUUAUAACCUCCACUUGCUGCUUUUUGAAACAAAAUGAACCAAUAACCAGACAAUUCAGUGAAUGUGUCGACUUCAUCACUUGUGUUAGAAAAUCAGCCUCUUUACGCUCUGACACAACAUAAAAGGCUUGUCUGCAGUUUAUCUAGCACUGUCAUAUAGUUGGGAGACAUGCAGAAGCUGAUAAUUAGGGUAAUUCUUAUAUGAUGUGAAUGUGGCGUCAGUUUAAGUCAAGUUAACCUGGAGCCACAGAAAACACUGUACAACUUUUUUCAGAGGCUGAGGGGUGCUCCUAAUUUCAUGAGAAAACUUCCCUUUAAAGAAGUUUGUUUCUAGAGGGACAAAACAAUCCUUGUUCUUAGAGAAGUCAGAAAGAAGUUCCUGAGUAGCUACAAGUUUCAGUUGGUCUAUAUAUUCAGAAGCACCAGAUAUGCCUCCACCUCCACCCCCAACUCACACUGACACACACACACACACACAGCCCCAACUGAGGGGGAAUAGCUGCACUGAGAGCAGACCCUAAAGUAUCUGGUCUAAAAUUCCUUUUGUUGUCUUCAAGUGUAUAUAUUUAUAAAUAUUUUACACUUUCAUUUCACACUGCCCUGGUUUUGAAGCAGGGUUCGGUUGGAAUCUGUGAAACUGCAAAUAUCAUACAGCAGCUGUUGUGUGAUCCAUGACAAACCGGACAAGGGAAAAGAAACCAGCUAGUCUUGGCUAGCUGUUUUCUGCCAAGACUUACACAAAAUUUGUCCUCCACAGAUGGGAGAACACAGGAAAAGUACUGAUAUCCAAUUAGCACACCCAGUGUCAUUGUGAACUGUGGUGAUGAAUGAGGAUGGACCACUGCUUUUAAAGUCAAAUCUGACUCUUGAUGGUGCAUGUUCAGCCUGAUGUAAGCUAAAAACGUAUGUGACCAAGUAAAUUCUACAUUUGCUUUAGGGUUGCUAUUCCUUUUUAUUGACUGGUCAGAGACACUGCAGAGAGUUCACUGACCCACAGAGAUACAAUCACUAACAACUGAUCAAGCAUGCUAAAAACAAGCUGGAUGUCUCAGACAAGGUUGUGAGCUUUGGAGCAGUGGGGCACUGACCCUGUCUCAGCAGGGCGGUGACAAAGCUCUGCUACCAUGUCUAUUCAUACUUUUCAUCUGGCAUUCCUCUGUAACAGAUGCAACCACUUAGUGAGGUUUUGGCCUUUAUUGUACUAUGUAGCAUCAGUUCUGCAUUGCACCACUUGGUAUAAAAUGGCCUGAGGACUAAGACAAGAAAAUAAAAUAAACUUGCCUGA
Messenger RNA from Lates calcarifer (barramundi perch), 8753 nucleotides. RefSeq names its product macrophage-stimulating protein receptor. The record is from RefSeq and is a predicted model, not a curated record. Gene Ontology annotation, cellular component: signaling receptor complex; membrane. Gene Ontology annotation, molecular function: protein binding; ATP binding; transmembrane receptor protein tyrosine kinase activity. Lineage: Eukaryota; Metazoa; Chordata; Actinopteri; Centropomidae. Gene Ontology annotation, biological process: cell surface receptor protein tyrosine kinase signaling pathway; phagocytosis; positive regulation of kinase activity. Bases 727 to 4860 code for a protein of 1377 amino acids. The transcript is spliced from 21 exons.